Messenger RNA from Talaromyces rugulosus, 1548 nucleotides. RefSeq lists its product as uncharacterized. The coding region runs from base 1 to 1548 and encodes 515 amino acids. NCBI's taxonomy places the organism in Eukaryota, Fungi, Ascomycota, Eurotiomycetes, Eurotiales, Trichocomaceae. The transcript is spliced from 3 exons. The record is from RefSeq and is a predicted model, not a curated record. Gene Ontology annotation, biological process: polyketide metabolic process.
AUGGCUUCCGUCACUAUCAACGCCCCCGGUAACGGGCUGAUGUACAACACUUUUCUCAACACUCAGCUAUCCACCCCACGGCUCUGCAUUACCUCUGAAGAAGAUGAAUUCGAUACAGAGACUAUCCGCAACUGGCAGAACGAGGGCUUUGAUGUUAGCUACGUCCCGUUAAACAACGGUGGAAAGGAUUACCUUGGCCGUCUGAACAGCCUCAAGGAGGGACUGGGCGUGGGCGAGCAGUAUGCUAUCAUUGCCUACGGAGAUGCGGCGGCUUUCUGCCUGGAUCACUUCCACAAACCGACCACCGGUGCCAGACUCACUGCCCUCAUUGCAUACUACCCAACAUCCAUUCCCGACACCCGCACACGCUUCCCACCGAGUUUGAAGGUUCUGGUUCAUCUCGCAGGGGAUACUAUCAAAGUGGUUUCCACACCACAAGUACUCGGUCUACAAUCAAAGAAAAAACGUGUGGUAACAAGAACCAACGAUCCGGGAGUGGGCAUUGGCGAGCGCAAGGACAUGUCGUACACGGCGUUUACCUAUGAAUAUGUACAGCCGGGGUUUGGUGAAAAUGACAUGGACGAGUAUAAUCACACAGCAGCUGAACUGGCAUGGAGUCGGUCGUUGGACGUGCUGAGAAGAGCCUUUCGCAAGGAUUCUGAUCUGGAACGACAGUGGGAAAUCAACACAGAAAGCAAAUUCUUCAACGACAACCUGCCAGACACAAUGUCAACAUAUGUCACGCACAAAAACGCAGCAGUCACAUUAGGGCCGACACUCGCUGGCGGUGUGGGUGCCAAAGCCCUCCGACGCUUCUACGAAAACGAAUUUCUCUCAACAAAGCCUCCCUCUAUGCGUCUGCGUCUGCUUUCGCGCACAGUGGGAGCUGAUCGAGUUGUCGACGAGAUAUAUACCACUUUUGACCACACACUGGAAAUGCCCUGGAUGCUCCCCGGCGUCCCCGCGACUGGCAAGCGCGUAGAAGUCAUUCUUGUUGCCAUUGUCGCUCUCAAGGCAGACAAAAUCUUCACAGAGCAUCUGUACUGGGACCAGGCCAGUGUUCUCAUGCAGGUUGGUCUUUUAGACCCGAAAUUGGUUCCCCAGGGCGUCAGCGGCGUGACGAAAUUGCCCGUUACCGGCAGAGAAUCAGCUCGUCGUAUCCUCAGCGAGCAUCCUGCACGCGGCAACGAAUAUCAUCAGAAGCUGGUAGCCAACGCUAGAGAGCGUCCAGCAUCAAGCAGUACUUCUUCCAAGCCUAAGCGGUCGAACAGACAAUCCACAAGCAAAAAGCCCGAGCAGCGCAAGACCCAGGCGAAUGGCGUCCAGGGCGGCGAAUCUUCCAAAGCCAGUGACAAGGUUUCAGACGCUGAAAAGUCGCUCAAUGGGUUGAGUAUCAACGACAAGGGCAAGCAGCAGGCCAGCACUCAAGACGAGGAUGGCAAGGAGAAUGCCAACGAAGGUAGCAAUUUUGCUGAUAAUGAGAGCGACACUCCGUCCCCAGAGCGUCCUGCAAUGGCGGCACACGUCGAAUCGGAAAAGGUCGAGUAG